AUUACAGCCACUUGAGUCUAAAUGGAAAGAAAACACAGAAAAAUGAUGGUAAGGAACACAUUGCUUGCACUAUAAAGUAUUGAAAGAUUGUUGAUCAAUUUUCGCCGAGCUGGCUACCAUGCCCUGAGAUGGAGGACCACGUGCAUGUCAUUAACAUGGACUGGCUGGAACGAGAAAUAGUUAUGGAAGAGCAGCUGGAAAGAGGAAGAGAAGAACAAAGAGAAAGAGAGGAGCAAACGAGAAGAGAGGAACAAAGAAGGGGAGAAGAACGAAUAAAGAGAGAUGAACGAAGAAAAAGAGAAAGGGAAUGGAAAGCGCAACAGGAGAGGGAAAAAAGGUUAGGAAGAAAAAGAGAGAGACGUCAAGAGAUGAGAGGCGUGGAGUGGGAGAGAAGAAGAGUGGGUGUAGCGGCAAAGAAAGGGCCCGGGAUGAUAAUGACAAGGGAAGAGAUAAGAGAAGAGUUCGUUGUCACAAGUGUAGAGGGUUUGGCCACAUACGUGCCCAAUACCCGACGAGACGCGGCCCGGUUGUGCCUCACCAUCAGCAAGAAAAGCAACCGGCAGAUCAAGCAAAGGAAGCGAUAGUGAAUAACUAUCAUUUUUACGUCUCUCUUGACAACGUAAGUUUUCACUAAUAAGUUUAGUGAGCUAUCUUACAUUGUCAAGAGGUUUAUUUUAUUCUCUAAUAUUAAUAAUCUAUUUUUAAAAAACGUACACGUGAAAGCCACGCACAAACAAAAUUAUUUUUCCGACACAUACCCCUACUUGAGUUAUCUCUUUUAAAAUUUUAAACCUAUAUAUCUAUGUCACUCGAUAAUUCCUCUUUUUUUCGAAUACGAGACAUCAUGAUCUCUUGGAAAAUUACUUUAUUAGCGUUAUAAAUUUAAUGUAUUUUGUUUCUUUUUUAUUAUUAAGUGAGCUUAAUGAUCUUGUUUAGGACAGCCAUAGUAGUACGUCAAUG
Pocillopora verrucosa is the source of this 960-nucleotide messenger RNA. NCBI's taxonomy places the organism in Eukaryota, Metazoa, Cnidaria, Anthozoa, Scleractinia, Pocilloporidae. The record is from RefSeq and is a predicted model, not a curated record.